CCUCGCCCGCCGCCUCCCCAUCUCCGCGGCGUGCACAUCCGCAGACACGCGGCGACACCCGCCGCCAGCAGCCGCCGCCGCCACAUCACAUGCGACCGCCGGGAGAUUACAUGAGAGAGAGCUGGGGGAGCUUUGCCUUCUCGCUCGUCCGGCGAUCGCCGCCCUGAUGUCCCUCCCCGAGGAUGGCUUUCCCCUUCUUCUUCCUCCCCCGGCCCCCUGCAGCCCGCGGGGAGGCUGAGUCGGGGUCGAGCCCGUAGGGCAGGGGCAGGGGCAGCCCCCGGACAAAGCGCUCCCCGCGCCGCGGCUCUGGCAACAGCUCGUUUGCAGGAGGAAACCCGGGAGCAGCCCCUGGAGGAGCAGGGAAUCCCUCAGCCCUUUGUGCGGCGCCAGCUUGGGUGUUUGCUGCCGGAACGAGCUUCAAGAAUGGGGACAUCCAUCUAAAGAGGAUCCUACCCAAAUAUUUGUACUCUCCAGUCUCAUUCUUCUAAAGACUCAUCCCUUUCAGAAUGGCUGGAAAGGCUCCACCAGGGAUAAACAAAAAGUCUUCACGGUCUACCCUUUCCCUUCCACCAGAACCAGUGGAGAUCAUUAGGAGCAAAUCUUGCUCCAGGAGAGUUAAAAUAAAUGUAGGUGGACUCAACCAUGAAGUCCUAUGGAGGACUUUGGAUAGACUUCCAAGGACACGAUUAGGAAAACUCAGAGACUGCAAUACUCAUGAAUCUCUGCUGGAAGUGUGUGAUGAUUAUAAUCUGAAUGAGAAUGAAUAUUUCUUUGAUCGACACCCAGGAGCCUUCACCUCCAUUUUGAAUUUCUACAGGACAGGUAAAUUGCACAUGAUGGAAGAAAUGUGUGCUCUCUCUUUUGGCCAAGAACUUGAUUACUGGGGGAUUGAUGAAAUAUAUUUAGAAUCUUGCUGCCAGGCAAGAUACCACCAGAAGAAAGAACAAAUGAAUGAGGAACUAAGGAGAGAGGCAGAGACCUUGAGAGAGAGAGAAGGGGAAGAAUUUGAUAAUACUUGUUGUCCAGACAAAAGGAAGAAACUCUGGGACUUGCUGGAGAAACCCAACUCAUCUGUGGCUGCAAAGAUCUUGGCCAUUGUAUCCAUUUUAUUCAUCGUACUGUCAACCAUUGCUUUGUCUCUCAACACACUACCUGAGCUUCAAGAAAUAGAUGAAUUCGGACAGCCAAAUGACAAUCCCCAGCUAGCACAUGUCGAAGCUGUGUGUAUUGCUUGGUUUACUAUGGAGUACCUAUUGCGCUUCCUGUCCUCACCAAAUAAGUGGAAGUUCUUCAAAGGUCCAUUAAAUGUCAUUGAUUUGCUGGCCAUUUUGCCAUAUUAUGUCACCAUUUUCCUCACAGAGUCCAACAAAAGUGUGCUGCAGUUCCAAAACGUCAGACGUGUGGUUCAGAUAUUUCGCAUUAUGAGGAUACUAAGGAUCCUUAAACUUGCCCGACAUUCAACAGGCCUUCAGUCUUUAGGUUUUACUCUUAGGCGGAGUUACAAUGAAUUGGGUUUGUUGAUAUUAUUUUUAGCAAUGGGAAUAAUGAUAUUUUCCAGUCUUGUAUUUUUUGCUGAAAAAGAUGAAGAUGCUACGAAGUUUACCAGUAUCCCUGCAUCAUUUUGGUGGGCUACGAUCACUAUGACCACCGUAGGAUAUGGUGACAUUUAUCCUAAGACUUUACUAGGGAAAAUAGUUGGAGGAUUGUGCUGUAUCGCUGGAGUGCUGGUAAUAGCCCUGCCCAUACCAAUCAUCGUGAAUAAUUUCUCUGAGUUUUACAAAGAGCAAAAACGGCAGGAGAAAGCAAUUAAAAGAAGAGAAGCACUUGAGCGAGCAAAAAGAAAUGGAAGCAUCGUCUCCAUGAACCUGAAAGAUGCCUUCGCUCGCAGCAUGGAACUGAUUGAUGUAGCAGUAGAACCAGGGAAGCCGGAAGAACCAGCCAAUACAAAGGAAGCACAGGAUGACAACCACCUAUCCCCUAGCCGGUGGAAGUGGGCCAGAAGGACAAUAUCUGAAACAAGUUCAAACAAGUCUUUUGAAAACAAAUACCAGGAAGUUAGUCAACAAGACUCCCACGAGCAGUUAAACAAUGCUGCAGCUUCUUCCAGCCCACAGCAUCUGAGUGCUCAGAAACUGGAAAUGUUAUAUAAUGAAAUUACUAAAACUCAUUCUCAGCCUAAUCUUAAUGCUGGGUACCUAGAUCAGCCAGAAAAACUACCUGUGUAUGAAGAAGAAAUAGAAAUGGGAGAGGUUACAGGGCAGACAGAUCAGUUACCAGCUGGACAUACAGAUAUAAUACCAGACAUGAGAAGCACAUCUAGUAUUGAUAGUUUUGCCAGUUGUGCAACUGACUUCACAGAAACAGAAAGAUCUCCCCUCCCCAUGUUCCCUGGCUCCCACGUGCAAAUGAGAUUCCCAACUGACUCUGCUAACGCAGAAGACAGCCAAAGAACAAAGAGUUCCCCAUUUAUAUCACUCACAAAGGAUAUCACUUUUGACUAUAAUCCAAUAGACACUGCUGUAAACAACAAUGGCAGUGGUUCCCAAACUGUCCUGCAUGGUCAUCUGCAUUUUGACAGUACCAUGGACAGCCCAAAAAGUUCUCUAAAAGGUAGCCAUCCAUUAAAAUCUAGAUCCCUUAAAGUUAAUUUUAAGGACAACAGAAGCAGUUCUCCACAAACUCCACCGAGCACUGCUAGGCCAUUGCCAGUAACAGCAACAGCAGACUUUACACCGUCUACCCCACAGCAUAUCAGCACCAUCCUUUUAGAAGAGAAUUCACCUCAAGGCGAAAGGCCCACGCUCGGUGCUGAUGCAUCACUGCUUUGCCAGGGACUUCCUAAAAGAUCCUCCCCUCUAUUUCCCAAACAAAAGCUUUUCACCUUCCCUUCAAAAGAGAGGAGGAGCUUCACUGAAAUAGACACCGGAGAAGAUGAAGACUUUUUGGAAUUACAUGGUGUAAAACAUGAAAAGCAGCAGGACAUCAAGACAAAUUGCUUGGGAGAUAAACACAAUGAUGGCAAACAUUUAACAGAUGAGCCAAGAAUCAGCACUUCAUCACCAAAAAUCAUUAGUCACAACUGUACUCAAGACAUUUACCAUACUGGGGGUGAAGGAAAGAAGGACAGUCAGCAAGAAGGUUACAAACUGGAAAAUCAUUUAUUUGCCCCAGAAAUUCAUUCAAACCCAGGAGAAACUGGUUACUGUCCCACACGCGAAACCAGCAUGUGACUAGUUACAAAAGCAAUAAAAAAACUGUUCUUAAAACAGUUAGUAAUG
Messenger RNA from Alligator sinensis (Chinese alligator), 3278 nucleotides. It is a transcript of the gene KCNB2, whose product is annotated as potassium voltage-gated channel subfamily B member 2. NCBI's taxonomy places the organism in Eukaryota, Metazoa, Chordata, Crocodylia, Alligatoridae. The record is from RefSeq and is a predicted model, not a curated record. The coding region runs from base 507 to 3230 and encodes 907 amino acids. Gene Ontology annotation, molecular function: delayed rectifier potassium channel activity; protein binding. Gene Ontology annotation, cellular component: voltage-gated potassium channel complex; membrane. Gene Ontology annotation, biological process: protein homooligomerization; potassium ion transmembrane transport. The transcript has 3 exons.